This is a messenger RNA of Symbiodinium natans, 429 nucleotides long. NCBI's taxonomy places the organism in Eukaryota, Dinophyceae, Suessiales, Symbiodiniaceae. The record is from the annotation of a GenBank genome assembly.
AUGUACAUAUUUCUGGAGUACAUGCCCGGGGGCUCCCUGAACCACCUGCUGGCGCAAAACGGGGCUUUCGACGAGCCCCAGAUGGCCAGCUACUCGCGCCAGGUGCUGGAUGCCCUCCACUACCUGCACACGAGGAAGCCGGCCAUCCUCCACCGGGACAUCAAGACUGCCAAUAUCCUCCUAGGCGUGGACGGCAUAGUGAAGUUGGCAGACUUCGGAUGCUCGAAGCGUGCAUCAGGAAAUGCUGUGCACACCCUGAGAGGCUCUGUGCAGUGGAUGGCACCGGAAGUGAUAAACCAGCAGCCCUACGGACGCAAGGCAGACAUCUGGAGUUUCGGCUGCGUCCUCAUCGAGAUGCUUACAACUCGACCGCCCUGGGGCCACUUCGAAACCAACGUAGCGGCCAUGAUUCACGUGGCAACUAGCAAG